GAUAAAAUAACUUUGACAUUCAAUCACACUGCAAGCAGACCUUCAACACAUAAUCUACCAUGAGGGCAAGUAAACAGUUGUUCUUCGUGUUUUCCAAUGGACAAGCUACCAAUGUUUACACUUACCGCCACCAAGUGGUUAGGAAGAUACAAGGCCCACGCACUGAUUUCAGUCACGGAAAUCUGUCACCGAUAACUUUCGAUCCGUGGCGUGAAAGUUGGAUUUGCUGUGACUUCGCGGGUGACACUGAUCGGAGACAGGCAGCGUACAUCACCAUGGCGUCCCCUCAACCAAUCAGUGAGCGGGAGAUAAGUGAGAUGAGUUCCAUGCUGCCGUCUGGUGUGGUUUCCGUGGUGAUGGGUCAGGUGCGAGGCAUGCUGGAACAGGCGGACUCCACCACUCUAGACAUUGCAGUGACCGGGGAGGCCGGAGCAGGCAAGUCCUCCUUCAUCAACGCCUUCCGCUGUCUCCGUGACGACGAUCCCGGUGCUGCGGAAACAGGUGUCACGGAAACCACACAGAAAGCUUCCGCAUACGCCCACCCUACUGCUCCAAACGUGCGUCUGUGGGAUUUGCCGGGCAUAGGAACUCCGGCGUUCCGUCCAGAGCGCUACCUGGAGGACGUUGGUCUGCUGCGGACGUACGACUUCUUCAUCAUCCUGGCCUCCGAGCGGUUCCGAGAGUGCCACGCCCAACUUGCCGGCGCCAUCUCGGAGGCCGGGAAGCACUUCUACUUCGUACGCAACAAAGUGGACCGAGAGCUACAGGCAAACGCACGCCGACGAGGCCCACAGUCCAGGACUGACGCAGAUGUUCUGCAGGAGAUCAGAACAGACUGCUUGGAGAACCUGAGAAGGACUGGGCUGAAGGAACAAAAGGUGUUCCUGAUCUCCUGUUUCGAGCCGCAGAGCUUCGAUCUGGUCCUGCUGCAGACCAGCCUGCUGGACGACCUGGACGGUCUGAAGAGACGCGCCCUCCUCCUGUCCCUCCCCAGCCACACCUCCACCCUAGUGGAGCACAAGAAACAGGAGCUGGGGGCAGAGUUGUGGAGAGGAGUCAUGUCUGCGUGCCUGGACGGCUUCACCCGCGGCGAUGCGAUCGGCGGGGCAGUGCCCAAGCUCAUGGACACACUGCGGGAUUACCAGAGGAACUUCGGCCUGGACAGUGCAUCUCUGCAUCGCUUGGCAGCUAUGACGGGCACAACAUAUGACGACCUGUGCAGUGAGGUGAGGUCUUCGUUGGGUCGUGAGCUGGUCUCUGGGACUCUGGAGCGGCUGCUGUCCCAGCUGGGCCCAGCCCCCCAGUUCCUCAUCAGGCAGCUGGAGAGCAGAGUGCCCGUGCUGGGCUCCGUGGUGUCUGGAGGCCUGUCCUUCAUGGCUGGGUAUUACCUGCUGAGCACCGCACUCUCAGAACUCAGCCAGGACGCAGAGAGGGUGAUGCUGAGAGCCCUGCAGGCAACUCAACUCAGCUAAUGACCAAGGAGGCUGGCUAACAACUCCACUGACCACUGACCACUGGUUAGCUAGACUAAGCAGUUUACCCUAUGAAUAGGUCCUUUGACCCCUAA
Messenger RNA from Alosa alosa (allis shad), 1567 nucleotides. RefSeq names its product interferon-inducible GTPase 5-like. Gene Ontology annotation, molecular function: GTPase activity; GTP binding. The coding region runs from base 60 to 1472 and encodes 470 amino acids. Lineage: Eukaryota; Metazoa; Chordata; Actinopteri; Clupeiformes; Clupeidae. The record is from RefSeq and is a predicted model, not a curated record. The transcript is spliced from 4 exons. Gene Ontology annotation, cellular component: membrane.